CCCGUCCGGGCCCCGGGGGGACCCCAGCAUGUGAAGCCCCCUCCUCGGGGGGCGACAGACAGACAGACCAGACAGACAGACCGACAGACAGACCGACAGACAGACCGACAGCCAGCCGGGCCCGGACGGGGUCCCCGAGCCCCCCGCCCCGCCCCCCGGCUCCUCCCGGCCGGCCGGGGGCCAACGAUGCUGGCGGGCGGCCCCGACGGGCUGCUGAUGAUGCUCCGAAGGUGCCUCGUCCACCUCAGACCCUUCAGGCUGUUCAUCUUGGGCAUUGGCUUCUUCACGCUCUGCUUCCUGAUGACGUCCUUGGGGGGCCAGUUCUCUUCCCGGCGCCCGGGGGACUCGCCCUUCACCAUCCGCACGGAAGUGAUGGGUGCCCUGGAGUCCCGAGGCGUCCUACGCAAAAUGAGCGAUCUGCUGGAGCUGAUGGUGAAACGCAUGGAUGCGCUGGCCCGCCUAGAGAAUGGCAGCGAGCUGCGCAGGGCCGGAGACGGACACUUUUCCACCCACAGGCUCCCGCCCACGGCCGGCCUGAUGGAACGGCUCCAGGCCAUCGCCCAGAACGUGUCCGACAUCGCGGUGAAGGUGGACCAGAUCCUGCGCACCAGCCUCUUGCAAGCCAAAGGGCUCGAGAGCCGACGGGACCAGUGCGAAGUGCCCAAUGACCCCAAGUUCCCCGACUGCUCGGGAAAGGUGGAGUGGAUGCGUGCCCGCUGGACCUCCGACCCCUGCUACGCCUUCUUCGGCGUGGAUGGCACCGAGUGUUCCUUCCUCAUCUACCUCAGCGAGGUCGAGUGGUUCUGCCCGCCGAUGCCCUGGAGGAACCGCUCAGUGGGGGCCCGGCCCUCUCUCCAACCCCUCCCCAAAGUCCAGGCCACUUUCCGGAGCAACCUGUCCGUCCUCCUGGACCUGAUGGGCAGCGGGAAGGAGUCCCUGACGUUCAUGAAGAACAGGGCCAAGCGGCUAGCGGCCCAGUGGGCCCGGGCCGCCCAGCGCCUGGAGCGGAAGUUGACCGACCCCCGGCCUGGCCAGAAGCAGAUCCUCGUUCACAUCGGCUUCCUGACGGAGGAGUCGGGGGACGUGUUCAGCCCGCGGGUGCUCAAGGGGGGGCCCCUGGGAGAGAUGGUGCAGUGGGCGGAUAUCUUGGCCGCCCUCUUUGUCCUGGGCCACGGCCUCAAGGUCACUGUCUCUCUGAAGGAACUGCAGAGUAACCUAGGGGUGCCGCCGGGCCGGGGGAACUGCCCCCUCACCGCCCCCCUGCCCUUUGACCUCAUCUACACCGACUACCAUGGCCUGCAGCAGAUGAAGCAGCAGAUGGGGCUCUCCUUCAAGAAGUACAGGUGCCGGGUCCGAGUCAUCGACACCUUCGGCACGGAACCAGCGUACAACCACGAAGAGUACGCCACCCUGCACGGCUACCGGACCAACUGGGGGUACUGGAACCUGAACCCCAAGCAGUUCAUGACCAUGUUCCCGCAUACCCCAGAUAACUCCUUCAUGGGCUUCGUGUCAGAGGAACUGAAUGCGACGGAGAGGCAGCUCAUCAAGGACAACAAGUCCAGGAACAUGGCGGUUGUGUAUGGCAAGGAGGCCAACAUCUGGAAGCUGCAGGGGAAGGAGAAGUUCCUGAGCAUCCUGAACAAGUACAUGGAGAUCCACGGCACGGUGUACUACGAGACGCAGCGCCCGCCCGAGGUCCCCGCCUUCGUGAAGAAUCACGGCCUGCUGCCUCAGCAGGAGUUCCAGCAGCUGCUGCGCAAAGCCAAGCUCUUCAUCGGCUUUGGAUUCCCCUACGAGGGUCCCGCCCCGCUGGAGGCCAUCGCCAACGGUUGCGUCUUCCUGCAGUCCCGCUUCAGGCCCCCGCACAGCUCCCUCAACCAUGAGUUCUUCCGGGGCAAGCCCACCUCCAGGGAGGUGUUCUCCCAGCAUCCGUACGCUGAGAAUUUCAUCGGGAAGCCCCACGUCUGGACCGUGGACUACAACAAUUCACAGGAGUUCGAAGCCGCCAUCAAGGCCAUCAUGAGGAUGCAGGUAGACCCCUACCUGCCGUAUGAGUACACCUGCGAGGGGAUGCUGGAGCGGAUUCACGCCUACCUCCAGCACCAGGAUUUCUGUGAGGCCACGGGAGCCCCACUUUCGGCCGCCCCCGCACCGGCCCGCCCCCCGCCGGGCCCCUUUGCCCUGGUGGCCAGUGCCACACACCUGGAGUGGCCCCCCAACGCCAGCGGCCCGGACGUCCCCGCCUGGCCCCCGGCACGCUGCCUGCAGGGCUGGUUGUCCGGCCCGGGGCAGGCCUGCACAGACCUCUGCCUGCAGCACGGCCUGAUGUGCGAGCCCGCAUUCUUCCGCUUCCUCAACACCAGGGAGGCAUUUCUGCAGUUGAACGUGGACUGCGCCAGCACCGAGUCGGAGAUGAACCACCUGUACCCGGCGUUCGCCGCCCCCAGCGCUGCCCCCGAGCCGGGCCACGAGUGCUUCCUGCAGCAGGAGCCGCUGCUCUUCAGCUGCGCGGGCGCCAGCCCCAAAUACCACCGGCUCUGCCCAUGCCGUGACUUCCGCAGGGGGCAGGUGGCCCUGUGCCAGGACUGCUUGUGAUGCCCCGUGAGGGGGCUGUGCUCUGGGACCCCCCCCCACCCCUUCCUGCCACCCCCUUCCCUGCCGCAGGACCCUGGGUGCCUCCUCUUAUUGGAACUGUGACCCCCCUCUCCCGGUCUUCUGUCCCACCCUCCUCUCCUGCCCCUGCCCCAGGAAAAGCCCUAGCACCCACCCGCAGGGCCACCUGGCCCGGGCCUGGCCAAGGGAUGCAGUGUGGGCGGCCUCAGAGGAGGAAAUAAUAAUAAUAAUGAUGUUUUAUUUAUUAAGCGUUUACUAUGUGCCAAGCACAGGGGUAGAUACAAGAUGAUCAGUUCGGACACGGUCCCUGGACUACCCGAGACUCAUGGUCUAAGAGGGAGGGAGAAGAGUUAUCUCUAUCCCCAUUUUACAGAGGAGGAAACUGAGGCCCAGAGAGAUGAAGUGACUGGCCUAAGGUCACUAAUCAGGGCAUGGACAGUGUUGGCAAUAGACCUUGGAUUUCCUGACUCUCGGUUCUGACUCUUUCUGCAGGGCCACCCCUUCCCUGCCCUGGGCACAGGUGACCCUGGCAUGGAGCCAGAAUGUCUAUGAGGUGGAGGCAGGGUGUAGGGGGAAGAGACUAUUUCCGGGGCCCCACACUGAGCCCCUCCUGUGAGGUCAUAGCUGAGAGGGAACCGUAGGGCCGGGUUUGGGCCUGCUGCCCCAUUGGCAGAGCGCCUGAGGCUGGGCCAUCUGGGAGACCGGGCAGGGCGGUAAGGGAGCCCUGGGGUGUCUACACCUACCUGCCCCCUCUGAAGAUCCUGGCCUUUGACCUUGUGGCUGCCCCCUACCCUCAUUCAACUCUCCCAACCCCUCCUGGUCCCUGGAAGAGGUGAGGGGGCCGGGGCCGGGCAGGAGGAGAACGAGAACACUGACUCCCCCUUCCCAGUUCUGCUCCUCUCACCCCGGCCUUCCCGUUCCCUCCGGGGCCAGGCUGUCUGUGGCCAGACUCACCGGGGCCAAGCCCACCGGGCUCCAGGCCGGGGCUCUGACUCCUGAAACCUUUGCUUUUCCAGCCUCUUCCCAUCGGGGGAGCGAUCGUGGUGCUGCUGUUUGGGGGCCAAUGUGGGGUUCUCACUAUUGCAGCCAGGGUGGGGGCUGAGGAGCCCACCUCCUCUCCUUUCCUUGCUCACCUUCCUCCUGCCCCCCAACUGCUGGAUUGUGCACACACAUACACACACACGCACACAUCCCAUCCCCUCUGCAGAUGGCCCAGGGUGGGGGGGUCCUUCCCUUUCACAGCAGAAACCCCCCUCUCUGUGCCCUACUUCCCCAAGCCCCCACCACCCCUAUAGCAUGCCUCUAUGACCUUAAUAGUAAAGUCACAUCUCCUGUUCUUCCCAAACUUGCCCCCCACCUCACCCCAAGAAGAGGCCCAGUCCCCGGCACAAGUUGUGACAGGAUCCAGGCACCUAGACACACGGACAGCCUCGGUCUGGUUUUACUGUUCCUCCCCACCCCGCUCGGCCUGCCCUCUCCUGCCAUGCCCGGCCCCUCGGUGCCCGUGGCUUGUGGUUGGGGGUGGGCCUGGGUCUUGGAUCUCCUUGGCAACCAGACAGAAACCACACAGACCCCCCUUGGGAGAUGGAUACUAAGAUGCCGACAGUGGGGACCAGGGUGUGCGUGUGUGUGUGUGUUCGUGCAUGUGUGACUGUGCGUGUGUGGGUGUAUGUAUGUGUGUGACUGGGUGUGUGUAUAUGUGAGCCUGGCGGGGGGCCAGGGCGAGGACCAGACACGCCCCAAAGUGAGAUCAUAAAAUGUUGA
Tachyglossus aculeatus (Australian echidna) is the source of this 4380-nucleotide messenger RNA. RefSeq names its product alpha-1,6-mannosylglycoprotein 6-beta-N-acetylglucosaminyltransferase B (gene MGAT5B). The record is from RefSeq and is a predicted model, not a curated record. Gene Ontology annotation, cellular component: Golgi apparatus. Gene Ontology annotation, molecular function: alpha-1,6-mannosylglycoprotein 6-beta-N-acetylglucosaminyltransferase activity. Bases 187 to 2598 code for a protein of 803 amino acids. Gene Ontology annotation, biological process: protein N-linked glycosylation. Lineage: Eukaryota; Metazoa; Chordata; Mammalia; Monotremata; Tachyglossidae. The transcript is spliced from 18 exons.